Molecule: messenger RNA, 2893 nt
Organism: Sturnus vulgaris (Common starling)
Lineage: Eukaryota; Metazoa; Chordata; Aves; Passeriformes; Sturnidae
Gene: PARP9
Product: poly(ADP-ribose) polymerase family member 9
Biological process (GO): protein poly-ADP-ribosylation; negative regulation of gene expression; positive regulation of type II interferon-mediated signaling pathway
Cellular component (GO): nucleus; cytoplasm
Molecular function (GO): NAD+ poly-ADP-ribosyltransferase activity; ubiquitin-like protein ligase binding; transcription corepressor activity
Source: RefSeq, a predicted model, not a curated record
CGCGCUUCAGCUCCGAGCGCUGAGGAUCCGCCUCGAGCCGGCUCAUGGGGGGCUUGCAGAGUUUCCUUUCAGCUUUCUUCGGAGAGGAGCCCGCUUUAGGGUCAAGCAUGGUAAUGGAUGAGGUCAAUUUGAUGAUCCCCAUCAGUAAAGAUGCCUAUGAAGCUCUUAAGAGAAGAGACAACUGUCUAAAUUACCUUGUUUCCAAGAAGUUUGCUUGUACGUUGGCCUUCAGAAAAGCAAAAAAAAGCACUGUUGAAGUAUACAGGAAAAAAGUAAGGUUGGGCAUUGACAUUUGUGUUUAUAAGGAUGAUCUCACAAGACACAAGGUCGAUGCUGUGGUGAACGCAGCCAAUGAGUAUCUUGAUCAUGGAGGAGGUCUUGCUCUUGCCCUUGUAAAAACUGGAGGGCCAGAAAUAAAAGAGCAAAGCGAGCUUUUUAUUCAAAUAAAUGGGAAAGUCGAAGUUGGCAAUAUAGCAGUGACAGGUGGAGGGAAGCUUCCUUGUAAGGAAAUUAUUCAUGUAGUUGGUCCAAAGUGGAAUCCUUAUGAAAAGGAUAGAUGUUGUUACCUACUUCGGGAAGCUAUUUGGAAUGUUCUGCGAUAUGUUAGUGCUCCAUUGAAAGCUUUACAGUCUGUGGCUAUCCCAGCAGUGAGUUCAGGUAUCUAUGCCUUCCCAGUUGACUUGUGUUCUCAAGUGAUUGUAAUGGCUGUAAGGGAAUUUGUUGAGGCAAGUCCACCAAGCUGUCUCAGGGAAAUCCGCCUGGUGAACAUUGAAGAGUCUACAGUUGCAGAAAUAAAGAAGGCCUGUGAAAAGUUCCUGGGUGAUACCAGUUCAGUACUUGAGGACAUGGUCUCAGCUUCAGCGAGUCAGUUUCCAGCUCACCUCAAAUGUGGGAACAUGCGCUUGCGCAUCAUAAAACAACACGCUGAAAAUCUGAAGAAUACAGCCAUUGUUAACCCCCUGAAUGCAAACGGUGAGCCUUCCUCUCAAUCAUCAAGACGACUGCUAGAAAAAGAGGGUCCAGCUUUUCAGAAGGAACUUAAGCAGCAUCUUAAAUAUCCAACACUUUUUAAGGACCCCUUAGUAACCAAAAGGCGUGAGCUGCCCCCUACAUUUGUACUGUACGUGACAUUGAAAUGCCAGCAUCCGGUGUUACAGUGUGAGGAAUUGAAGGAUGCAGUGAAAAGAUGUCUGGGUCAUUUUCAGGAACCCUCAUCUCCCUCAGUUUCUUUUCCAGUUAAAUGGUCACCAGUGCUGCCUGUUGACAUCGUGGCAGAGACCAUGAUUGAAGCAGUUUUAAAUUUUGCCAGGGAACAUCCUACAAAGAAGAGAGAAGUGCAGUUUGUCAUUUGCCCAGAUGACGCUGAUGCCUAUGAGGUUGUCCUGAGAAAAUUGUACUCAGCAAAAUACAAACUGGAAAACAGAAGUGAUCCUUUGAGUACAGAGUCAGGCAGUCAGACUGCAAAAGAGACUGCAAGCAGUGAACCCGUGAUUGAACUUAGAGGGAGCACACCCACAGCACUGGGAGCAGCAGAAUCAUGGCUCCAAAAUGUAGUGCAAAUUCAGGGAGGUCGCCAUGCUGUUAUUGAAAACAACUACAUUUUUUGCCUUGGUAAAGAGGAGUUUGCAGAACUCUCUCUCAAGCAACCUUCUAGUGUAUCUGUGUCAGAAGAAGUGAGAGAUGGACAAGCAGUACUGAAAUUGCAGGGGCCUCCUGAUGUUUUGAUUGAUGUGGUGCUUGCAACUGAAGAAUUACUGCUUCGUAUGCAAGAGAAGACUACAGCUGAGAAAGAGAAACUGCUCUACUCAAUGUGCCUACCAGAAGCAGACCAGCUUUCAGAAGGAGACAUCCACAUUUCACUGGUAGAAUGUCACCUCCAGGAGUUUAAAGACAGACAGAAAGAGUUUGAAAAAGCUGGACUUCGUAUUCUCAGGAUUGAAAAGGUACAUAAUCCAGUUCUAUCUGCUGCAUUCCAACAAAUGAAAAAAAGUGUAGAUGGUAGCUCCAAAACAACUAACAGGUUGUACCAGGAUGUUCCUGCUGACUUCUGUUCCUCAGUUUGCCAAACUGGAUUUCACAGGAUGUAUUCUCCACCAAAAGAACAAAAAUAUGGAGCUGGCAUCUACUUUACAAAGAACCCGAGGAACCUGACCAAGGCUAAAGCUACAUGGGAAAUGGAUUCUAAAAUGUACGUGUUUGAGGCUGAUGUAGUAACUGGCUCAUACACUACAGGCCGCCCAUCUUGUAUUAUGCCACCAGUAAUGGACAAGAAUACCCUUACAUUAUUCGACAGUUUAGUGGAUAAUUUGUAUAGUCCUGAGAUCUUUGUCAUUUUCAAUGGCUUUGCAGCCCUUCCACGGUAUUUGCUGACUUGUUCCCCAGUGACUGAGAGGUAUGUAGCUCCUGGAGGAAACAAGCAGGAUCCUCAGUGGAAAUAAAGCAGAACUGUAGCUAUGGUGGAGACCCUCUGAAAGCAAAGUCUAGUGCUUAAAUUUAAGAGGAUGCUGAAAAGCACUCUGAAAUAUUAAUGAACAAAAGAGUAAGUUAAUAAGGAGAUUAGGACAAAUUUGCCUGUGACUGGAUGCAGAGGGGAAAGCAUCCAAAAAUACAGUAUAACAUUUAGCAUUAACAUUUAACAUACCUGGUCAUUUACCUAAUUCCUUAAAGUGAUCUCAGCUUAUGACUAUAUGCUUGAUGUUUGUGUAGGCUGUCAUUCUUCCACUGCAUUUUCUUAAUCUGAGAUAUUGCAGAUGUCAGGGAAACACAAGAAAUCUUGGUUGUGCCUUUUGAGUCAAGUUUUCUUUUGACUUAAGGUAGGAGAAUGUAGUAGAUGAGAGCUGUUUUCUACUUAGGGACGUGCUAUUAUAUACAGUUUUAACAAACCUGAGACAAU